Molecule: messenger RNA, 907 nt
Organism: Anolis carolinensis (green anole)
Lineage: Eukaryota; Metazoa; Chordata; Lepidosauria; Squamata; Anolidae
Gene: smim20
Product: small integral membrane protein 20
Exons: 3
Coding region: 86-289 (67 amino acids)
Biological process (GO): mitochondrial respiratory chain complex IV assembly
Cellular component (GO): mitochondrial inner membrane
Source: RefSeq, a predicted model, not a curated record
AACCCGUCCUAUCCCGGAAGCGGAAAUAGGGCUUCUGUGGAAGUGUGCGGGACUCUUAGCAGUGUGAUUCCUCCGGCCUGCCUGGAUGGCGCGCCUGCCUCGCACCUUCCUGGUCUUCGGGGGCUUCGUGGGCUUGGUGGGCCUGGCCCUUUACCCCAUCUACUUCAGGCCCCUGAUGCACCUGGAAGACUACAGAAAGGAGCAAGCAGCAAAUCGAGCUGGCAUUAUUCAGGAAGAUGUUCAGCCUCCAGGAUUAAAAGUGUGGUCUGAUCCAUUUGGAAGAAAGUAAAACUCUCUUUGAAUGCCAUCUCGAGAAUGGGUCUAUUCUCCCCUCUUCAGUCCAUGGAGUUGUGGAUUUUUCAGUAAAUGAAGAUAAUACUGAAGAAGGACUUUGUAUGUUGGGCUGUUCUGUUUAGCAUCAGUUUGUCUAGCGGGAGGAGCAGUUGCUAUGGGUUAAAAGUAUUGUGUGUCAGUGAUCCCAUAGUAAUGUAACAAACUGCAUUUGGUGUUUCUGCUGAACAAAUAGAAUAAUGACCUUUUUCUUCAGUGGAGGAAUGGGAGGGAAUUGCUUUGGUGGACAUAGAUGAGACAUGAUUAUACAAUUUCUAUGAAUUUCUAUAAAUGCACUGAAAAAUGAAAUAUUUGUAAAAUAGAAAACUAGUAUUGAAAAUCUGAAUGCCUCUGUGUAUCUGUAAAUUAUGCCUUGAUUCAAACAGAAUUUUGCAGUGUAAAUAAUAAUAAUAAUAAUAAUAAUAAUAAUAAUAAUAAUAAUAAUAAUAAUAAUAGUUGCUUGUGCAGCGAAGGAGGAUGACCUGUAAUAAUGAUUUGUAUGUGUAUACAUGUACACACACACACACUGCAGUGCAGGUCUUCAGAAUAAAGACUUUCCUGUUUUAAAGAAUAUAAA